This is a messenger RNA of Alternaria rosae, 669 nucleotides long. RefSeq lists its product as uncharacterized. The transcript has 3 exons. The coding region runs from base 1 to 669 and encodes 222 amino acids. NCBI's taxonomy places the organism in Eukaryota, Fungi, Ascomycota, Dothideomycetes, Pleosporales, Pleosporaceae. The record is from RefSeq and is a predicted model, not a curated record.
AUGCGUGAGGCGUCGGAUGUGGAUCAGAUUGUGAUUGCGAUGGGUUGUAAACACGGAGAGCGAUGGCGAGCAGUUGGAGUGGGGUUGAGAAGAAAUAAUGGGGUGCUGAGUAUGGCGAGGUUGACGCAUGUGCCGGGCGUAGCAAGAGCAUUGCGGAUGCCCAGCGCGGCGGUGACGUUGACGAUGAUAUACAUGCGGGCCAGCACUCCAAUGGCUGCUCAUGGCGGCCAAUCCGCGGCAAUGCUCAGCAUGGCCCCAUGUGAGGGUGGUGGUGAUGGCAUAGUAGCAGGAAGGGAGGCGGUCAAGCGAAGACGCAUCUAUUCCUGGUGUGGCUUGCAGAACCUUAAUUCGCCCGACCCCUGUCCAUCCUGCGCAUCGCCAGAAAAGCCACACCAAACAGCCUCAGGCAAGCCAGGCACCGCAAAGCUGCCCACGCCUCGCUUCGCGACUGUGUUGGCUCGACGGCGAUGCGCCGGCGAAGGCAUUGUUGUUAUCCCACGCAGGCACUUUGGGGUAGUCAACGGCAUUGCCAGCGCCUUCUUCGUUAGCCACCGCUCCUGCGUCGGCCGGAGAGUCGUAGCUGCCUCGCUUUGUUUGCAUCACGCCGCAUCGGGACAAAAAGCGACUACACCCGCCCGUCGCUCCUCCCGCGAGAUGAGGCUGACUUGA